Molecule: messenger RNA, 3783 nt
Organism: Diorhabda sublineata
Lineage: Eukaryota; Metazoa; Arthropoda; Insecta; Coleoptera; Chrysomelidae
Exons: 16
Coding region: 1-3693 (1230 amino acids)
Source: RefSeq, a predicted model, not a curated record
AUGGCGAAAAAAAUCAAAUUUAGCAGUGCUCCAAAUAAAAAGAAGAAAAUUAAUUAUGAUGAUUUGUUAGAAGAUUUUAGUCCUAUAAAAGUUGGAAAAAUAUUUCCCACAAAUGCAGAUAAACCACCAGUUACUCUUGAGAGCUUCAGACCAAAGAAGAAUACUUGUUUGGACUAUAAUCUCUCUGAAACCUACUUGAGAUGGCAAGUAGGCGAUACAAAAAUCAGAGCUUCAAGAAUUAGAGCAGAUUAUGUACCAGCUCCCCCGGGCUAUUUUUCGGAUAAGCCCAAAUAUGGAAGCACGUACUUUAGCGGUAGACCUCCGGUGUGGAAAUUUUUAGAUGAAAUAGAAAAAGAAAAAAUUGAAAAGAGGCAAUUGAAAAAUAAAGCGAAAUUUGCGGAAUACCUCAAAAAGAGCAACGCUGGGGAUCGAUAUAUGCAUCGGUUAAUUACAUCUUGGGCUGGUCCUGUGUGGUUUCAAGAAUUAUCUCCAACACAAAAAAGAACCGUUGAUCGAUUACAGGAAUGUAUAUUGAAAGAUCUCAAAAGGAAAACUAUCCAAAACGUAAAAGAAAACAUGGUGGAAUUGGGUAUAUAUUUCCCCCCCAAAAAUAAAGCUUUAAAAAUGGCUCUAGACUAUUGUUGUGGAAAUGACGUGGAAUUCUUGCUUAUCUUAUAUCAAGUUUCUAAUCCUAAAAGGACUAAUUAUUCUAUUAAUGACAGAUUGCUUUUAUCAGCUGUGGUUCAUUUAACUAUUGAAGAAACUUUGCGAGAAUGCCACAUAAGAAUGCCGUCACCUCCCCGAAAAGAAUCGAGUGCUUGUAAAAGUCUCCAGUGCAAAGGAGUAAAACACCCGAAGAAAAAUUACUGUGCGACCUCUCGACCACGUAAAGUAGAAUACGAGUCACCAUAUUUAAUUCCUUAUACUUUUAAGCCCGAUCCACCUAAAUUUAGUGGAAAAUACGAGAAUACGUAUGUUCAAUAUCCAAAAAGUGAAUAUUUCAGUUAUUUGGACGAGUUGAGAGAAGAAAUGAGAAACAGUGAAAGCGUGAUUCAAAUAGAUAUUUCUGAAAUUAAUGAUCCGAUUGAGCAAGAAUUCAUAAAAGAGAUGCAAGAAGCAGAGAAAAUGUACAAUAAGUUACCACACAAAUCCUGGAAAUGCUUAUUGCGUCCCUCAAUAAAAAUCCGUUGUAUGGAUUUUAUAAACAGACCGGGAGCUAUAAGAAAAGUAGAUUUACCACCUCUAUGUGCUGUUGAAAUUUUGCCGAGAUGUACCUGUUUGGAUAAAGAAUCUACAGAUUCGGAAUGUUGUACGGAUUUCUUCAAAUGCGAAUGUAAUAGGGAUACGAGGAACAAAUGUAUAUGUAAAGAAUACGCGAAGAACUACUUAAAAUAUUCUUGUAAAAGAUGUCAAUUUCUGCAAAAAGAAAGCAGCAAUAAUAUAGUAGGCGGUAUGGUAGAAUAUGAGGGAAACGCUGUUCCCAUUAUUCAAGGAAUAUUCAAAGAAAAAGAAUGUGAUUGUUUGCAAAGGUUCAAAACCCAACUAGAAGCUGUAUCGACAGGUAAUAAAAUGAGUUGCAAUGCAGAGAAAUUCACUAUUGGUGGCGUGGCCUUUACCAAAUCAGGACCUGCAUAUAUAAUAAAUUCUAAAUUUACCAAUCAAAAUAUAGCAGAUCAGAUUGUUGAUCAAAAAGAGGAAUCAGCAAAAAAAGACGUUUGCACGUGUAAUUUGCCGAAAGGAGGACUUUCUGAGAAGUGCUUUAUGGAUGAUUUUGUUAAAAAAGACGAAGAUGAAGAAGUAGAAGAAAAACAGAGUAUCAUUAUGCCUUGGGAAACGGCUAAAUGUACGUGUAGCAAAGGUCUGAAAGACUUCAUGGACGAACAAUGUACUUGUCCAGAUUGUUUAGAAAAUACUCGACCUAGAAACGCGACGUACGUUGUAUCUGGGGUUUCUAGUAUAAUGAAUAAUGAAGGCGAACUUGAAAAUAUCAUUAAUAUUAGCGGAGUUCGUCAAGAGAGAUGUAAUUGUCUUCAUAACUUUAAAGACAAAAUCAAGAAACUGGAGGAAUAUAGACAAAGGACUAAAGCAAGACUUCAAAUGAAAACGCGAGAAAAUAAGUAUUCCAUUGGGGGCGUUGCAAUGGGUCAGUCCGGUCCAGUUUAUAAUAUUCAAGGAGUUACACAACCAAUAACUUGUACUUGUCUUGAAGAUCAUAACAAAGCUGAGGAAGAGGCUAAAAAACGCAUGCCUCAGAUUCCUAAUAUGGGUCGAAUUAAAUAUGGAAUAUCUGGAGUUGCUGUUAAAGAAGAAAAAAAUUUUUAUAAUAUCAGUCAUACGUUACCGAUAAAACCAUGCUCCUGUGAGAAACUUUUUGACAAUUACGAGAGUGAACACACCGACUGUAUAAAGAGUUAUCAGGAUUAUCUGAAAACGACAGAAGAGCAAAUAAAAAGUCAACAAGAAGAAAUUUAUGAAAGUGAUGAGAGUAUGGAUGCUUCAAAAGGAACGGAUCCAGAAGAAAUUUUAGAUGAUACAGGUUAUGAAGAAAAUAUUGAAGAGGAAGAAGAUCAUCAUGAUAUUCCUAAUUACACGGCGUGUUUUUGUGCACCACCUAGACUAGGCAACCAAGAAAUUUCUCCUUGUCAAAAGAAGAAUGAAAAUAUGUAUGAAACAAAAAUAGGUUGUAAAGUAGAAUUAAAUUAUAGAUCACCAAAAAAGCACCAAAACCGAGUGCAAGAAAAUGUUGAUUCAAGUCGUUGUCAAAGCACUGCGCUAAAAAGUAUGUGUUGCUCAUGUCAACAGAGUGAAGAAGCCACUUUUGCUAUGUAUGAUCAACAAGAAAAUCAAAAUGGUUGUAGGUGCCAGGAGAGUGAUGCAACUGGAAAAUGUGAGUGUCAAAAGAAUAAAGAAAACGAGAAACGGAGUAGCUGUCAAAAUGAGAUAGAAGAGGUAAUAGUUGAUCAUCAUUACGAAGACAUUGAUUGUGAUAAGGAUAAUGAAGAAGAAAAUGAUUUUAAUUUGACUGAAAGUGGUGCAGAAGAGGAAGAAGAGGAGGCUUACGAGAACUGUGAAAUGGAUGAAGAAAUUCAGUACGAUACAAACGAGGAAUUUCAAGACACAGAUUAUAAAAGGUUUUUUAUAAUGAAGAAAAUACCAUGUAAGAAAAAAGACCAGAUCGAAAUAUUGAAGAAACUCUUGAAAAGUCUAGAAUUAGAUGGGUAUCCACUUGCAAAGUUACCGCAGUGUUAUAAAUUACCUAUUUUCCAAUUGUGGAUGUACCUUAGAUGCGGCAAAAGCUGGAAACAACAUGAAAGACGGCGUCUCAAUGGAGUAUCAAAAAAAUGUCUGACACAUACAUCGCGAUGUUACCCAAAAAUUAGUAUCCCAAGGUUGAAUAUUUCGCCAAAAUUAUUGGACAAGUUAAAUUGGAAUCAUUUUGAAUUUAUUAGAAAUAUGACUACAAAAUUAGAAUUCAACUUUCGACGUCAAAUAAAAUAUGAGAGAAUAAACAGUGCCCGUGAAUACUUUCCUAUAUUAUUUGAUUAUUGGUUUCCUUUUUGGACAUUCCGAGAUUGCUAUUUUGCUUACAUGCCAGCUAAAGAAAAUGACAUUUACGUUGGAAACUUUAAAAGAAAUCAAACGAGUAUAAUCAAGUAUAGAGAUAUGAGUUGUUUUACUUAUAACAAACAAUAAAAAUACAAAUGAAUUUGUGUUUUUUUUUAUGGAUAUGGAUUAAAACUCUCCAGUACUUAUACUAAAGGAAUAUUUAUAUUUGAUGUACAG